Messenger RNA from Postia placenta MAD-698-R-SB12, 1651 nucleotides. RefSeq lists its product as hypothetical. The record is from RefSeq and is a predicted model, not a curated record. The transcript has 7 exons. NCBI's taxonomy places the organism in Eukaryota, Fungi, Basidiomycota, Agaricomycetes, Polyporales, Adustoporiaceae. Bases 33 to 1397 code for a protein of 454 amino acids.
CUUUGAUUUCAAUCAGCGCUUGUGUACGUCUCAUGGCUUCCUCCAGCUCGCCGUUGAAUGUGGCGCACCAACAUGCUGCGAACGCGGACGAUUAUGUCGCACAAGGUCUCCUAAUCCCCGCAGCGGAGGAGCACUAUAAGGCUGCAGAGGCAUUCUUAGUAUGUGUAGAAGCCGCUACGGAUGAUAACACGAAGCGAACGCUGCGCAUGCUCUACAACGACCACUCAAAGGCCGGGAAAGAACUUCAGAGGAGAAUAGCCAAACUCAGAGAAGAAAACAAAGAUCCAAAUCUUCCACAAAAGUUGACUAGCCAUGCAAGUACUUCUGGAACGAUCGCCCCUCCAACUGCGCCGCCUCAAGUGCCAUCGCCGCCCCCGCAUGCCCGCAAUAGGAUGUCUGAGUCACAGCAAGCUAUUGAAGAGUCUUUUAUGGUCCUCGGGCAACGGAGCGAUUCAGGAGACCCAUUCAACCAAUUCUGGAAAAUCACCGAAGGCAUGCUGGAUUACCUCUCUCAGCCAGUCGCCUUCGCCACCGCACCGCUUGCUCCGCCGACACCGGAACACACACCUCGCCUGCGAGACGCUAGCUCUAGCAGCGACACUGACAUAGAAGAUGCACUAUCCAGAAGGUUGUCCCGUGGAAUCGGACUCGUUAAGGCGGCGCGGUCGAGGAUGCUUACACGCAAUGAUUCUCCAGCAACAGUAUCAAAGUCUGAAAGCGGCCGAGCGGGACGCUCACAUUCGUUUCCUCCACAACCACAGGACGUUGGAUCUGCGGGUGCAGGGGAUGACUGGGACGAUGACCUCGGCCAUGAUGACGGUAAUGAUAUGGCCGACUCGUUUUGUCUAAUCCCGUCAAAGUCAGACGCGGUGGCGAAAGCCCUUCAGGAGGAGAACAUCGCACUCAAAGCCGAACUAGAGACGCUCCAGAAGCGUCUCGCGUCAGCGGAGGGUAUGCUGAAAAUGCGUCAAGAACAAGAUCAGCAGUUACGAGAUAGCAUACUGCUUGCAAGAAAAGAGGCGCAUCGUGCCAUGGUGUCGUCAAGCGUGGUCCCGCGGCCGACGCAGGCGCCAGUCGACCUCGCGUCCCUGAAUAUCAACGUACCGCCCAUCCCUCCGGCCGUCGCUGCGCUCAAUCCCGUAAACCCUGGGCGAGAUCGAGAGGCGCAACUCGUACGCAGGGUACGUGAGCUCGAAGAUGAGGUGCGAAUAGUCCGUGCAGAGAAUGAGAAACAGAAAGCAAUGAUCGUGCGGUUCCGCGAAAGGUGGGAGAAGCUCAAGGAAUCCUCCAAGCGCAAAAAGGAGGCGAAGGCUGCUGCUCAAGCUACCAACGUCGUGGAUGACCGCAUUGAUGAGGAACCUGAGGCCGAGGCUGAAGCAGAGAGAUCCGAAGCAUAGUUGGUAGCAACAUCGUGAAGGCGUGAAGGAAGACCUGCAUUGCGCAUCUCAUAUAUGAUCUUUAUGUCUGAAUGUAGCAUUGUAUCAAUAUCUCUAACCCGGAUGUAUACAAGUCUCUCGUUUUGGUCCGUGAUCCUACAUACUGAUAUGUGGCUCGUCUGAGGCGAUUUGCACGGAUUGACUGUUGUAUGGUGUAGUCCUCACCUUUAUGGAUAGCAUGGAUGAUGUUUGCUGUUGCAUCCUCCUACCGGUUC